Molecule: messenger RNA, 2175 nt
Organism: Daphnia carinata
Lineage: Eukaryota; Metazoa; Arthropoda; Branchiopoda; Diplostraca; Daphniidae
Product: nuclear RNA export factor 1-like
Exons: 14
Coding region: 191-2083 (630 amino acids)
Biological process (GO): poly(A)+ mRNA export from nucleus
Cellular component (GO): cytoplasm; nucleus
Molecular function (GO): protein binding; RNA binding
Source: RefSeq, a predicted model, not a curated record
CAAAGAAAGUUGCUGCUGUAGGGCAUACCCUGACUGCAUCUUUGGUUUUGUUACGCUACGCAGUUGUUGCACGUUUUUUUCACACUCUUCGUGAAACCUCAUUUACUAGCAAUCUAGUUGGUUUGUUAGCCUCAGCUAUUUACAAAAAUUUCUAUUUGGCUGUUGUCAGCUGAGCUUCACAACUCUAAGAAUGCCUAAAGGAUUUCAUCGAGGAAAACCCAGCAAUAGGAGAACCGAUAGGUUCAUUGAAGAUAGUAUGGUCCAAAAUGAAAAAAAUUAUUAUAAUCAUGAUAAUCGUGAAGCUUCAGAAAAACAAAAAUUGCGCUCGAGUUUCAAGAGUGGUAGAAUUGAUCGAAAUCGUUCCAGACCUGUGGAAAACACUAGAUUACAAAGAAUUAUUGAACAGCAAGAUAUUGAUAUGGCGGGAAGUUCAUCACAUGGAGACUCUCAUUCUAGACAUGCCCCAUAUUCUAGACCUGGAGGAAGGAAAAGUAACCAUACAAGACCACAACAAAGUUCCAGAGGGGGCUCCUCCUGGAGUAAAGUCACGAUUCCCCAAGGAAAGAGGUUUGAAAAAGAUUUCAUCCUCAAAACUUUGCUUAAUGCUUCCAAAGUAGCAUUCAUUCCAAUAUAUUAUCACGUUGAAGGGAACAAUGCUGUAUUCUACAUUGAAGACUCAUCUGCAGCUGAGGCGUUAUCCACGUUAAACAAGCAAAUUACGUUACAUGAUGGUUUCAAGUUAAUCAUUCUAGUAAAGUGGAGUCCAGCACCUAGCCUACCAAUCAAUGAAGAGUUAAAGGAAAAAAUUAAACAAGUUAUGAGCCGUCGCUAUGAUCCCCUUACGAAAACAUUGAACCUUACUCAGUUUCAUUUGGAUGAAGAACUAUGCACAGAUUAUUAUACGCCCCUUAGUCGAGAAAAUGUCAUGCAAUCAGUAAUGCAAAUUAUUGGGGAGCAUAUACCAGACGUCCAGGCUAUAGAUUUGUCCAAUAACAAAAUCUAUAGUGUGGAUCAAAUGAAACCGUUACUGACGAAAGCGGCGUGCCUGAAAUCUAUGAAUUUGGGCAGCAACAAGCUUGGCCAAAUAACUUCACUUGAUCGUUUACAGGGAUUGAAAUUAGAAGAAUUGAUUCUUAAUCAAAACCCUCUUUGCGAUCGUUUCACUGACCAAAGCAGUUAUAUAAGCGCCGUAAGGAAACGCUUCCCCAAGUUAAUGAAAUUGGAUGGCGUUGCCCUGCCUCCAGUAAUUUCCUUUGAUAUUGGGACAGAGGACGUAUCAUUGCCACCAUCCAGUGGUAGCUGGUUCGUUUCAGACGAGGCACGCCAGAUAGUUCUCGUGUUCUUGGAACAAUAUCUCACCGUGUAUGACUCGGAUGACCGUCAACCCCUUUUAAAUGCAUACUAUGAUUCUGCCACGAUGUCAAUGACAUGUUCUUAUCCACCGGGACAGUCAGCAAGUGCAUCCGCCAGGUUGGACGCGUACAUGAAAGACAGUCGCAAUCUCAAGCGAGUCGACGAUGUCCAACGUCGAUUUCGGCUGCUUCAACAAGGCAAAGUCGACAUAGUUUCCUUUUUAUCCAAAUUACCCAAGACUUUGCACGACCCGAGUAGUCUAGUGGUGGAUGUACCUGUCUCAUCGAACCACCUUAUUGUGAUGUCCGUGACGGGUAUUUUCCGUGAGCGAACUGAGAGGCAUUCUCAUGUACGUUGGUUUCAACGGAUAUUCGUCAUCAUUCCAAGUUCUGGUGGGGGAUUUUGCAUCGUUAAUGAGCAAAUUCACAUUACGUGCGCAACCCCUGAACAAAUGAAAGCGUCUUUCAAGGAACCUAAUGUCCCUGCGGCAAUUCCGGCUCCAUCUUUACCUGCUGCUUUGCCAGUUCCCGAACCACAAACGAGUGCUAGCGUAAUAGAUCCAGUCCUUCAGCAGCAAAUGGUGGCAUCGUUUUCCGAGCAAUCUGGGAUGAAUACGACAUGGUCGUUAAAGUGUUUGGAGGAAAAUGGAUGGGUUUUCGAUCGGGCCGCCUUUGUUUUCACCGAGCUGAAAGCUGCCAAUCAGAUCCCACCCGAAGCGUUCAUCAAAUAGCCUUGAUUGUUGAGUAAAAAUGUGGACGGAGAAAUGUUGUCAUUAUGUUUCUUAUGAAAUGUUGGCACUCAAUAAAGAUGUUGACAUAUAAA